Molecule: messenger RNA, 1904 nt
Organism: Austrofundulus limnaeus
Lineage: Eukaryota; Metazoa; Chordata; Actinopteri; Cyprinodontiformes; Rivulidae
Gene: sult1st6
Product: sulfotransferase family 1, cytosolic sulfotransferase 6
Exons: 7
Coding region: 444-1373 (309 amino acids)
Molecular function (GO): sulfotransferase activity
Source: RefSeq, a predicted model, not a curated record
GCUGUGUUACAAAKCAAAAAAGGAGGAUUUUAAAGGCACAUUUUAAGGGACUUAAGGGCUUUAUUUUCACAAAGAACUUUUCUUGGUUGAUUGACAGAUUCUUUGUAAUUUUUUUGAUGCAGAUAUUAGGCUGAAAAGCAGAGGAAAGGUUCUCGGACGGCAGGUAAUGACACGAGGAGGAGAUAAUGACAAGGAAGUAAACCCAGUGGCCGUGGGAUUGGCUGUCACGUGAGAAGAAAGUUUCUGCCAGUCGUGUUGUAAAGAGUGCAGAAGCAAAUCAGCCGUGAAGGUUGACGGAGGAAGCAGACGGGACAAGCUGCUGGAGUCAGAACCUCAGGGCCAGCCUCACUGGAGACAUUUUACUAUUAAAACUUUUGGGAUUUAAAUUUCCUCAAGUUUUUUUUUCUUUGGAUUGUUUUUUUUUUUUUCUAUCGGCGUCAAUAAUGUCAGAAGAGAAAGAAUUAUCCUAUAAGGAGUCCAUCGAGAAGGCCUCCUCCUCCAUCACUCGUUUCCCUCUCAUCCCCAUCAGAGGAAUUCCUCUCAUGUCCCCCAUCGCCAACAGCUGGGACUCCAUUUGGGCUUUCCGUCCGGACCCGUCAGACCUGCUCAUCGCCACCUACCCCAAAGCAGGGACGACAUGGACCCAGGAAAUAAUCGACCUGCUUCUUCAUAAUGGAGACGCAGAGGCCUGCCAACGAGCCCCCACUCCACAACGCAGCCCCUUUCUAGAAAUCGUUUCCCCACCGCCGAUCCCUUCAGGUCUUGAGCUUCUGGCUAAAAUGGACCCACCACGACUCAUCAAGACCCAUCUUCCCAUUCAGCUGGUGCCUCCUGGAUUUUGGGAAAACAAAUGCAAAGCGAUCUAUGUGGCGCGUAAUGCCAAAGACAACUUGGUGAGCUACUACUACUUCGACCAAAUGAAUAAGAGCCAGCCUGAACCCGGGACCUUCGACGAAUAUGUCAACAAGUUUAUGCGAGGAYAACUAUCCUGGGGCUCCUGGUAUGAUCAUGUGAAAGGUUACUGGGCGGAAAGGGAAAAGAAGAACAUCCUUUACCUCUUCUACGAGGACAUGAAAGAGAACCCUCGGCGUGAGGUGGAGCGUAUCAUGAGGUACCUGGACUUGUCGCUUUCUGACGAGGUCAUCAGCCGAAUUGUGGAGCUAACAUCUUUUGAGAGCAUGAAAGAAAACCCGAUGGCCAACUACUCCUGCAUCCCAACAACUGUUUUUGACCAUUCCAUCUCUCCCUUCAUGAGGAAAGGUGAAGUCGGUGAUUGGAAAAAUCAUUUUACACCUGAGAAAUCAAAGGUGUUUGAUGAAGAUUAUAAAAAACAAAUGAAGGACGCCAACAUACCAUUCAGGACCCUCAUCUAAAGGAUGUAUAUCUUUUUUUGAGUUUCCAAAUUUCCCUCCUUCAAUCGACCAGCUGUAACUUUUUCGGUCUUUUAUGUUGAACGAUGCAAUCACUGUAAAUUCUUGAAAAAUCACGUGUUAAAGGGUGAAUAAAAAUGCGCUUCACAACACAAGAAAAGUAGUUUUUAACCGUCACUUUAUUAUCGAGCUUAUCGCAGUAAACAAUAAAUAAGACCAGAAGUGUUGUGACUGAGUGGACAUGCCCAUUUUAUGAGACCUCCAUCAGAGUCGGCUGACUGUGUGGUGCUUAUAGAGAGCGCUGGCAGCUGGAGGCUAAUGUUUUUGUUUAUACUUCUUCUUUCUCUGCUCUUAAGAAGUCAUUUUGCAGCCCUACACCACAUUGUAGAGAGCCCAGCUAAAGCAGGGAGGCUGCACGAGAUACAGUACGAGCAACACAGAUAAARGUAAGGAGCUGGAAAGUCAAUCAUAAGAAAAUGGACAGAAGACACAAAACACAACAGCUGAGAAUAUCCAAUGUUAACAAAAACAAUU